GCUGAAUUGAAGAAAAAAUCUAUUGAUAUCUGAGGUACCAGUAGAAUAAAUUUUACACUUGGAAACCAAAAGUGAUAUAUGUGUAGUCGGACGAGUAGUUUCCAAGUUCAGUGGAAUAAGAGAAGUAGCCGUCGCCACCAGGAAGCAACACCUCCGCGAUUGUUGCCGUCGCCAGGAGCAGGAAAAGAAGGAUUUUUGGAUUUAACAACAGCUGCUCCAACUUCUCUUCCGCCGCUGCCAAACGAGUUGUUUGUAACGACCCCAUACGCAAAAACGAGCAACGACAUCGGCAAAUCGUUCGUUUUCAGUUCCUUCAUUCUUCUUUAACCCUUCCAGCAUUGGUUGAUCCUUUGUCCUAUCCUAGCGCGUUACCCAAAUUUGAUUUAACAUCGCCAAGUAAACGAAACAGCAGUAUUUCUUUAGUUUCUAUUCCUAAUUUGAUUUUCUUCCACCUCUUGGCAAUAAUUAGUCUGCAACAGAGGAAAAUAUCCGGAGCAAAAAAGGGCGUGCGAGGUGUUCUUACGGUGUGCCGGCCAAAAAAUCGCGAAGAAAAUUGAUAUCAUUAUCACCGCACCAAUAGUGUAAAGUGCUCGGCAAAAAGUGAAAAGAAAGUCGAAUCAAUUGUGAUACCCACAACUCAUACAAGAAAAAAAGAAACACAAUACCAGAAAAGUGAAACCACGGGACGGAACUGUCCCGAACCCAACUAUUGGGCCAUCGCGUCCAAUCCGAACAGGAAAUUUGGGAUCCCCAAGCGCUUUGGGAGAUCCUGACGUGUGAUCUGGGCAGCAGCUAAUCUACAAAAAUCGACCCAUCAAAGACGGUAGUAGAAACAGCAACGAUCCAACCAUGGAGUGCUGUCUUUCGGAGGAGGCCAAAGAGCAGAAGCGCAUCAAUCAGGAGAUUGAGCGGCAGCUCCGGCGAGACAAACGGGACGCUCGGCGGGAGCUGAAGCUGUUACUGUUAGGUACCGGUGAAUCGGGUAAAUCGACCUUCAUCAAACAGAUGCGUAUCAUUCACGGUAGCGGUUAUUCGGACGAGGACAAACGUGGCUUUAUCAAACUAGUGUACCAAAAUAUUUUCAUGGCAAUGCAGUCGAUGAUCCGAGCGAUGGACCUGCUGAAGAUCCAGUACAGCGACCAGACCAACACAGAACACGCGGAACUGAUACGAAGUGUAGACUUUGAAACAGUGACCACAUUCGAACCGCCAUAUGUUCAAGCAAUCAAGGAUCUGUGGGCGGAUGCCGGCAUCCAAGAAUGCUACGACAGGAGGAGAGAGUAUCAGCUAACAGAUUCAGCUAAAUAUUACCUAAUGGAGAUCGACCGUGUAGCGGCGACCAGCUAUCUUCCAACGGAACAAGACAUUCUGAGAGUGCGUGUACCCACGACGGGUAUUAUAGAGUAUCCCUUCGAUUUAGAGGAGAUUCGGUUUAGUUACCUGGGUGAUCUGGCCCGUAUCGAAGCCGAAGAUUUCCUACCCACUGAGCAGGACAUUCUCAGAGCUCGAGCACCGACUACCGGCAUCCUUGAAUAUCCGUUCGAUCUGGAUAGCAUUAUCUUUAGAAUGGUAGACGUCGGGGGACAAAGAUCUGAAAGAAGGAAAUGGAUUCACUGUUUCGAGAAUGUGACAUCGAUUAUUUUCCUAGUGGCCCUGUCCGAGUACGAUCAAAUUCUGUUCGAGUCGGAAAAUGAGAACCGUAUGGAGGAGUCGAAAGCUUUAUUCAAAACCAUCAUCACCUACCCAUGGUUCCAGCACUCGUCGGUCAUUCUGUUCUUGAACAAGAAGGAUCUGCUGGAGGAGAAAAUCAUGUAUUCGCAUUUGGUGGACUACUUCCCGGAGUACGACGGACCACAAAGAGAUGCAAUUGCUGCCAGAGAAUUUAUACUCCGCAUGUUUGUAGAUUUGAAUCCCGAUUCGGAGAAGAUCAUUUAUUCACAUUUCACAUGCGCAACAGAUACCGAAAACAUUAGGUUUGUAUUUGCUGCUGUCAAGGACACGAUACUGCAAUCAAAUUUAAAGGAGUACAAUUUGGUUUGAACAAGAACGUCACCGUCGCCGUCAUCACCGUGGCCAUGGUCCUAUCGUCGCCGCCAAUGUGGCCGUUUUUGGUAUCAUCGUUACCGCAGCCGUCGUUACCGAAAUAUCGCCUCCUACUCUUUUCCUAGUACGAAUUGCGGUAUAACUACUAGCUCUAUUGAUAGUGGUAUUGGUGGUAACAUCAGUAGUAGCAUGAGUAGUGGUAACAAAUAUAGGAACAAAAACAGCAACAGCAGCAGCAGCAGUGUUUACAAUCAUCGUCUCUGCCAUCUUUUGCAUAGUAGCGCAACUAGACCCGAACAAAUUAUCUCCGUUGACCAUUGUGCAAUCUUCGUUGCCAAAGUAGUGAUUCUACUAUCAACACCUAGCUCGUCAUUAGCAAUGGGAAUGGGAACAAAGAAGUCACUAGUCGUUAACCAGGAGAACAAGAGGAAAUCCUUUCGAUUUCUGUCGAAACGUCGGUCUGAGCUACUGUUGCAGAUAAUGAGCAAACUGUGUGAAACGUACAGUUGCACGUUUCAAUUAGUUCGAAAUGUGAUACAGUUCCAAUAUUGAUUUUCCGUACAAAAAAAAUAGUUUAACCUUUUUAUUUAAUUCUGCUAAACAUGUGACGAGAGCGUGUUCUUCUGUCCUCAACUCGUUGAAUUUGUAACCAGUUGCUAAAUAAGAUUUGAGAUUGAGCCAAUGCUUGCCAUUUUUAUCGUUUCAUCAAAUUCCACAAUCGAAGGCUUUUCUGUUAUUACAUACAAUUUUUACGGGUGCAUCACUAGUUGAAAGGGUUCGAGGUUAUGUUCCCCAUAAGGCGUAUGUUGCCGGCAUUGUGAACGGAAUUUCAGGACACAGUUUGCCAUUACCGACAAAUUCGUUCAGGAAAAGAGUACAUUUCAUUAUUUUAUGUGCAUUUUUAUCAGUUAGGUAUAACAUAAAUAAUCAACCAAUAAAAAAUGAAAACUAACCAACAGAAGAUAGAAAAAAACCAUGCAAAACACACACCACACAUAUACACAAAUUAUGCAAAUCGAUUUGAAAAUAAUUAGUUUGUAAAGUUUAUUUUUAUGCUAACUUUGUUGAUAAUUUCUCCUCAAUUCACUUUUAGUUGUUGAUAAAUGUUUGUAUCUGUGUAUAGUCUUUGUUUUUUAUGAACCGUUCAAAAGAUAUUUAUUUAUUUUGAUUUUUUAAUAACUUAUUAGUUAUAUGAUAUAAUUACAAUUUAAUUCACCAACAAAUCUGCUUUACUCCAAUAUUCACUUUCGAAUCUUUCCUAGUAUUGCAAAAUUCAGACCGCACAUUCACCCGCGAAUAGACCUAGUCUGUCAUCCAGUACAUCGAACAGUCGAUAUUUUGUAUACAUUUUGGACAAAAGUGUUUUUUGACGGGUCGUUUUUUUGUGAAUUUUAGCCACCAAUUCAGUAAACUUAAGAUAUUUUCCGAAUAAAUGUGUAGUACUUAUCAACAGUGCUGCCAGCAGUAUUAUUGCUUGAAUCCAUUUCUUGUUUCCGUAAGAAAUCGAAACAAUCAGGGUCCUUUCUAGCAACACUGCAGACAGUCUACCGACCAAACAACCACAAUCAAUUGGUUCCCAACAUUUAGCUGUUAUUUUGACUGUGAGAUUCGACGCAUACUUUAAAGGAACGUGUAGUGAAAUCUUUUACAAUUCUCUACCUUUUUAUAGAUAUUUUUCAAACAUAGAAUGCCUGCCAAACGAAUCGUCUAUUGUGUAGCGUCCAUUUUCCUUACCUGAGGUGGCAGCAAAAAACAAACAACAGCCGGCAACAUUGUUCGUAUGAUUUAUUUACCACACAUGAAAGCAGUUUAUUCUUUCUUAACUAUCCACACUACCUUCAGUAAACUAACCGGCAAUUAAUUUGUCAUUUCACCAGAAACAUUUUUACGCGCGUCACUGUUUAAAUUAUAGGGAAUAUAAAUAUAUAAUGAAAAAUAAAACGAAUGCUUUGACACGAAAAAAAAAAGAAAACAAGAAAGCAGAAGCAGUCAGUCAUAUUCGUACUACUAAUUUUUAGGUAUUCAUAAAAUGCCAACUGGUGAAAUGUGAGAUAAAUUAUAGUAGAGCAAAACAAUUGAUAAAAAAAACAUUCAUUUGUUCCAGCAAAAUGAAUGAAAACCAUUUUAAUGUGUAAUAUUAUGCAUAAUUUCAUACUUAAAAUUAUAUAUAUAAAGUAAAACAAAAUUAAAAACAUUUUCAGCGAACAACACACGACCAGCAGCUGAAAAUGGUGUAGCAAAAAAAAAAAACAAAAACAAAAAUAACACCUGUACAUAUUUAUUAGUAAUUCUGAAAAUUGAAUUUUACGAAAUCCGGCGAACGAACGAACUUCGGAUCCAUUGCGAGACAUGUUCUUCAGUUGCUUUCAUUUGUGUGGUUUGCACUGUUUUUACUACAGUCGAAUUGCGCAACAUCGUUAGUGGAAGCUUUCGAAGAAGGAUAAAAAAAAACCUAAACUCAUAGACGUAUUCAUUAGAAGAAAACAUGAAAACUCAUUUGAAAUCAUAUAAACGCACACAUUCACAUGCAUGCAUGCUAAAAAGUGUUAGAAAAAAGAACCAGUCACGAAAAUACACAAAUUCAUUCAAAGAAAUUAUCACACCGUGCAAAAUCAAUAAUAGAAUCAGAACGAUGUUUCGCAAAAGUAGUGAAAUCAUGGACAAAAAUUCCAACUCGAUCGAGUUGAAGUACAUAAUCUAAAAACAAGUGAAAUUGAAAUUAAUAGUCACUUGACAUCAGGAGUUAGUAAAAGAAACGGGACAGUGUGUUUGCUUGAUAGUGAGAGAUAAGCAAAGAAUCAAAUAAAAGAAGAAAAAACACAUACAUAUUAUAUAAGGAAGUCAUAGAGCAACGAAAAAAAGCUAAAAAUGCAUUACAAACACAUAAAUUUUGCUCUAUUUUCUACGACACGAUAAAAAUCCUCUCAGCGGUACGUAAAAAAUAUGAAAAAAAAACAACAAAAUAGGCUUUAGAUAGUUAGAUAAAAUAAUUUUGAUUGAUCCGUAAAACACAGCAGUAAUUCACUCGAUCCAAUUAUGAGCGGAUAAAAUAAACUAAUUCAAGGGUUACCAAUAUGUUGAGUAAUUAUGCCAAUUUCUUUCUUUAUUCACAUACAUGCAUUUUCGAUUGAAAACCAUUUCCAGUGACUUGCGCAAAUUACGGCUUGUUUUUUGUAUAACGAGCAAUUUAAAAAAUGAGAAAUGUAAGGACAAACUGCAUGUGAUUAUCAAAAAAAUAAGAAAACUACAAGGUACGAGAAAAGUUAUACCUUAUAAAUUGAAAAACUGUAUGUGCCAAGAUGAGUAACUAUCACAAUUCGUGGCAUUUACACAAACAAACCUCACAUACACAACAAAUCACACGCCUGUAAAAACGAAUCGCAUCCCCCGACAUCUACUUUUUUCGGUAUAGAAAAUAAAUUUUGCUUUUACAUCAGCUUAUUUGGUUGCGUGUCAAAUUCUUUUCUGUUAUAAAAAUGCGAUAGAAUGCUUUCAAUAUUUGUUCUCUAAAAAAGGUUCAAAAUAUCAUAUUUUUGGAUUGUAAUAUUUGAUCACACUCUUUCUGGACAACUGUUCCUAGUCACGGAAAUGGAUACAAGAAAUUGUCGGUAUCAAAAUAUUACGUUUUACAGCGCUUUCUAUGCCGGUCGAUUAAAUAUCAAACGAUUGAUUCGAAAUGAUAUUUGGGAUGGCCAUUCGUAAACUUUCUACGACGGACACUUAAAAGCGUCUUUUAAGUAUUGUGUGCCAUUUUCUUUUUUGAACUAUUUAAAAUCUCCUCUCUUACAAGAAAAAUAAGAUUCAUUAACGUAAACAAACUAACCCAGUUACACAACAAUCGGCAAAGAUUACACAAAACCGAGUCAUUCAAUCAUAAACAGAAGAAGUCUUGUUACACAAUAAGCGAAAAAGGAUAAUACUGGGGAAAGUUUAAAAUGCUGAACAGAUUUUAUAUCUGGAAAAAUUAUGUAUUUUCAAAGAUGCAUUACAUUGAAAAUCAUGAAAGCCAACAAUCGGAAUGCUUCGAAAUGACGAAAAUAAUCAAAAAUGUAAAAAACAGCUCACAUUGUUUGUAAAACCUACAUAUAUCUCGCAGAAAACCAGAAUUCGCAUGGAAAUGUCUUCGAAGAUAUCGAAUUACUCGAGGAACAUUGAAAAUCAUAAUUGAACCUCGGAACGGAACGAUACCGAUGCUGCUUAAAUCGCCAACAUUUUUUUGCAGAUGUUGCUGAA
Messenger RNA from Uranotaenia lowii, 6276 nucleotides. RefSeq names its product guanine nucleotide-binding protein G(q) subunit alpha (gene Galphaq). Gene Ontology annotation, biological process: adenylate cyclase-modulating G protein-coupled receptor signaling pathway; phospholipase C-activating dopamine receptor signaling pathway. Lineage: Eukaryota; Metazoa; Arthropoda; Insecta; Diptera; Culicidae. The transcript is spliced from 9 exons. Gene Ontology annotation, molecular function: G protein-coupled receptor binding; guanyl nucleotide binding; GTPase activity. The record is from RefSeq and is a predicted model, not a curated record. Gene Ontology annotation, cellular component: heterotrimeric G-protein complex. The coding region runs from base 850 to 2040 and encodes 396 amino acids.